This is a messenger RNA of Prosopis cineraria, 2202 nucleotides long. RefSeq names its product cleavage stimulating factor 64-like. The transcript is spliced from 10 exons. Bases 246 to 1910 code for a protein of 554 amino acids. Lineage: Eukaryota; Viridiplantae; Streptophyta; Magnoliopsida; Fabales; Fabaceae. Gene Ontology annotation, molecular function: mRNA binding. Gene Ontology annotation, cellular component: mRNA cleavage and polyadenylation specificity factor complex. The record is from RefSeq and is a predicted model, not a curated record. Gene Ontology annotation, biological process: mRNA 3'-end processing.
AGGCCAGCUCCAAGGCGUGAACAAGAUAGAAACCCUUAGUUUGUCUUCCUCGUACUCUCUCUUCAAAAGAGGAACCACAUAAACUGGUGCGAAUCUGCUCUCCCGCGCUCCGAGACGAAGACUGUCAACAUCUUCGAAGCCUUUCAUAAGGCAAUCUACUGCUUUUUGAAUCAAUUGCACAGGCAUGCUCAUGAGGAGGAAGAAGAUGGAGCAGCGCUUCACCUUCUCCUUCUCCUCCUGAUUUCAUGGCCACCUCCCAGCAUCGCUGCGUUUUUGUUGGGAACAUACCGUAUGAUGCCACAGAGGAACAGCUUAUUGAAAUCUGCCAGGAGGUUGGGCCUGUAGUGUCAUUCAGGUUAGUAAUCGAUAGGGAAACUGGAAAACCAAAAGGUUAUGGGUUCUGUGAAUAUAAGGAUGAAGAGACAGCUUUAAGUGCUCGUCGCAACCUUCAGGGUUAUGAGAUUAAUGGGCGGCAAUUGCGUGUUGAUUUUGCUGAAAAUGACAAAGGUGCUGACAGAAAUAGAGAACAGGGUCGUGGUGGGCCUGGAUUGGCAACAAAUGUUGACCAUCAGAAACAACUAGCUGGGCCUGUUGUCCAUGGGGAAGCUGCUCACCAUCAACCUAUUGGUCUUCAUAUUGCUAUAACAGCUGCAACCGUCAUGGCAGCAGCUCUAGGAGGGCCUCAAUCUGGCAUCCCGGCAAAUCAAAAUGGUUUGCAGGGUCAGUCUGGAUUGACCCAUGACCCUUUAACUCUGCAUCUGGCCAAACUAUCCAGGAAUCAGUUGACUGAGAUCAUCUCUGAGCUCAAGGCAAUGGCUACACAUAACAAGGAGUCAGCUCGUCAGUUGUUGCUUUCUAGACAGCAGUUGCCUAAGGCUCUUUUUCAGGCGCAGAUAAUGCUAGGAAUGGUGACCCCGCAAGUGUUACAAAUGCCAAACCUUAGGCAAGUUGCAGGUGAAACCUCACAGCCUCCAGUAGAUGAAAGCCAGCUAAGUCAGUCAGCAGUUCUUCAAACGCUAUCUGGGCUGCCUUCUCAUGCGCAGAUCAAGUUGCAGUCUAGCUUGAUACCCAAUAGUCAAGAAGCUCAAGUCGGCUCUUUACAUCAUAAUUCUUUGGUUCCUAAUCAACUAACUGCACACGCAAAGCCUCCUUUGCAGCCUCGAAUGCUGCUUCCACAACAUUUAAGCAACCCUUUGCAGCCAGGGCAUUCUAGUUCAUCACUUCCUUCUGUUCGCCCACAGUCUUUAUUCAGUUUGCCUGUUAGACCACCAAAUCAGCCCAGUUUGUCUAUUGGACCACCAGCUCAGCUGGCAACAUCAACUUCUCUGAAUCAGCAAAUGCAUUUGUUGCAGCAUUCAGGGAAGAUUGGUAACUCAAGUGUAGGACAAAAUAUUUGGAUGAUUCGUCCAGAUGCAAGCUUUCAGCCUGGCCCAUCCAUUUCAUCAGGCAUUCCUCAGUCAAUUGGUCGGGAAGCUGACAGGUCAGCUAAAGUUAUUGAAGAUUCUAGUUGGGCCAAGAAAAGUAGUCCAUAUUCAAACAUUCCUCAUGGAUCAGGAGAGAAAGCAAACGAGUCUUCAGAACCAUUUAGCCAUCCUGCAAAGCUGAUUAAAUUGGAUGAUGGAAGGAACUCCUCUUUCUCCACAGGAGUCACAAAUGCGCCUGUUUCCAAGGGAUCUUCCCAAGUUCUUGGAAGUGGCUCAUUGCCUGUAAAUGCAUCUUCCAAAUCAGAAGCGCGAUACCCUGAGCAACAAUCCUCUCAGCCUCAGCUUCCACCUGACGUGGAAUCGGUUUUACUGCAACAAGUAUUGAGUCUUACGCCGGAGCAAUUGAGUUCCUUGCCACCGGAGCAGCAACAGCAGGUGUUACAGCUUCAGCAGGCUCUCCGGCGAGACCAGAUCCAGCCCUCAUAGCAGGCGGCAACAUACGAACACUUCAAAUACGCAGCAACCUGGCGGCAGAGACGGUCCGUGUCACUAACCCUUGCAAUUCCCAGAAUCUGUCUGAAAACCAUCAGGCAAGGUUGCUUUGUAUAUUAACACUUGCUUAGAUCAGAUUCAAAUAUUUAAAAAUUUUGUGAGCACCAUUGGAUUCUUAUAAUUUUCCCCCCUUCUUACAUCUCAUGUAACAGUUAGGAGCUACAAAUGAGUUUAUAUGAAAUUGUUUAGAAGAGAGAAAUUGGAGAAUAAUGAACUUUGGCCUUGA